Molecule: messenger RNA, 40407 nt
Organism: Xyrichtys novacula (pearly razorfish)
Lineage: Eukaryota; Metazoa; Chordata; Actinopteri; Labriformes; Labridae
Source: the annotation of a GenBank genome assembly
AUGGCUGGUUGUCUGCAAAGUUCACCACUUUGUCAGAAGUGGGAACUUUUGAGAUGCCUGCUUGUGACAUUUGCCCUCGGUCUUUGUUUUACAUCAGUCGAUGCAGAGCCUUUUGACCCAGCUCAUCUUUAUCGCCACAGAUCUGGACCUAAUGAAGACAACAUCAUCAUCGCUAACAAUGGGAUCAGGGUGCCUUUUGGUAGGUCUGUUUUUUUGGACCCUUUGAAUGACCUGGUAACCGAAGUGCAGCCUGGUGACCGCUGCCACAUCACCGUUUUGGACAAUGACCCACUGGCCCAGAAACCUGGCAUGCUGACCCCCAAAAAGUUUCCCUGUUCUUUUGGACCCGAUGAAGUGAAGUACACUCAUUUUGGAUCCCGUAGCCCCAGCAAGGAUCGAGUGAAGCUGCAGCUUCGUUAUGACUCUCAAACAGACACAGUUAUCAUCCCUUUUAUGCUGGAGGUGGAGGUGGUUUUCCAGCAACUUGAGAUCCUCACCAGGAAUAUGCCCCUCAAUGUUGAAAAGCUCAGCGGCGACAGCAACCCCAUUGACAAAAAGGCUUUGGAGUUCACUUUUGAGGAUGGCGUCACACAGUGUAAGAUCGCCACUCUGGUCAGCGCUGGAGGUCUCCCCAGGUAUGGCAUCCUUUUGAAUAACCAAAAUGGCCAAAUGGUUGACUGUGAAGAGUUUGUGAAACAGGGCAUUCGCUACAAGCACACAGCUAAAACCAACUCACCAAACAGAGACUACGUACCAAUGAUGGUUGAGCUGCAGGAUAACGAAGGCGGCAUCAUAACUCAAGAGUAUUUCCAAAUGAUGGUUAGGAUCAGAGAGGGUGCAGAGAACACAGCUCCUAAACCCAGCUUUGUUGCCAUGAUGAUGAUGGAGGUUGACCAGUUUGUGAUGACAGCUAUUACGAGUGACAUGCUUGCUGCUGAAGAUGUCGAAACUGACCCAGAUGAUUUAAUUUUCAACAUUACUUCUCCACUGACCCCUCAACAGGGUUAUAUCUUCAGCACAGAUGAUCAGAACUUGCCUAUCACUUCCUUCUAUCAGAGGGAUAUCAGAGAUCUUAAAAUAGCUUAUAAGCCACCUUCAGAGGACUCAGAAGUAGAGAGGAUUUUUCAGCUAGAGCUUGAAAUUGUAGACACUGACGGCGCUGUGUCUGAUACCUUUGCUUUUAUGAUUGUGGUGAAGCCAAUGAAUACCUUGGCUCCUGUAGCGACCAAAAAUACAGGGCAGCUAUUGUUUGAGGGGCAGUCCAGAGCGCUCUCCAGCUCCCAGAAUUUAGAGAUUAGUGAUGAGGACAACCUGGAAGAUGUUAGAAUAACUGUGGUUGAUGGCUUAAAGCAUGGCGACCUGACCGUGCUCGGCUCUCGCAGGAAAUUCUUUACACCUGCCGAUCUAGAUGCCGGCAUUGUAGUGUACCAGCAUGACGGCAGCGAUACCUAUAGCGACAACAUUAUUUUUAGGAUGACUGAUGGCGGCAAUGAAGUGGAGUUUUUGUUCCCCAUCACGAUUGCUCCAACUGAUGAUGAGCCUCCUAUUAUCAAUGCUAACACUGGCCUGGUGCUAUUCAAAAAUGAAGUCAUGCAGAUUUCUCCCUUUAUCCUGAGUGCCACAGAUAUUGAUUCAGAAGAUUCAACCAUUAAGUUUAUACUGGAAGCUCCAUACUCCACGGUUGGUGAGCUUUUGUUAAGGCAAGUAGAGCCUCCCUCUGACCCAUCUCUAUGGAAGUUCAGUGAGACCGAUGAGAUGUUUGAACAGGUGGUGACCGAAUGGUUUCAGCAGGAUAUUCUUGAUGGAAAGCUGUUCUACCGUCACAUCGGACCGCAUAGCACCACCACUGUAAUCGAUCACUUUAUUUUCCGUGUUCAGGAUGACAAUGACCCUCCUAAUCAAUCAGGGGAACACAUGUUCACCAUUAAAAUACAUCCUGUUGAUGACCUUGCCCCAGAGCUUCUCACAGGAACCACCCUUCACAUGACGGUCCAGGAGUACGAACUGACGCACUUUAGGAAAAAAUUCUUGUGUUACACUGAUUUAGACUCAGAUGAUAGGGACUUGAAGUACACCAUCAUUAAGCCCCCAACUGACACUGAUGAGAACAAUCCAGCUCCCUUGGGUGAUAUUGUCCUGACUGACAGCCCUGACACUAUAAUUACAGAGUUCACACAGGCCCAGGUUAAUCACCAUAAAGUAGCCUACAAGCCUCCAGACCAGGAGCUGGGUAUCACCCCCAAAGUAGCUCAGUUCACUUUUAUUGUGGAGGACACAGCUGGAAACACAGUGGAUGGACUUUUUACCAUUUUCUUACAGCCGGUUGACAACAAACCCCCAUUUAUCACGAACACAGGAUUCACUGUAAUGGAAAGCAGUACAUAUAUCAUCACCAGAAAAGAGCUUCAUGCUACAGACACAGAUACAGAUGAUGAAAAUAUCGUGUUCACCCUGACCCUGGUUCCAGUGUAUGGGCAGUUGCAGUACUUGGGGAUCGAGAUGACAAACGGAGAGACAUUUGUACUUGAAGACAUUGAAAACGGCCGCAUUGCUUACAUCCACAGUGGAGAGGAAUCCUUGAGCGAUGCCAUUAAACUUGAUGUCAGUGAUGGUUUUCAUGAGGUACCAAUCACCAUUAAGAUAACCAUCGAACCAGUUGAUGAUGAACCCCCUACACUUGUGCUUUCAGAAGGCCUCCUUGGAGCAUCUAUUGAUGUGCUGGAAAAUGGGGCGACAGAGAUCACAAGUAAUGUCAUUCAGGGUCGUGAUGAAGACACAGAUGAUCUCAUGCUCACAUUCAUUGUUGAAGAGCCUCCGAAGCUUGGUGAAAUUCUGGUUCAUGGUGCUCCUGCAGAGCGGUUCACCCAGGAAGACAUCAUCAAUGGGGCAGUGGUUUAUGCUCAUACAUCUGGUGAAAUUGGACCAAUCAAAGAAUACGACUCCUUUAAUCUUACUCUGUCUGAUUUGUCAGAUCAGUGGGUUGUUGGUGGCAACAAAGUCCAGGGUGUGAAAGUUCACGUCACUAUCCUUCCUGUUGACAGCAUUCCACCUAUUGUUAGUGUUGGAGAUCCGUUUGUUACAGUGGAGGGGGAGAAGAAUGUAAUUACUCUAAAUCAUAUCCAAGCUGAAGAUAUUGACACUAAUGAUGACGAUAUCCUGUGCACAAUCAUUGUCCAGCCAACAUCUGGUUAUGUGGAGAACAUCUCCCCAGCUGCAGGUUCUGAGAAAUCCAGGGCAGGGACAGCAAUCACAGCUUUCAGUAUCAAAGACAUCACUCUUGGUCAUAUCUACUAUGUCCAAAGUAUUCACAAAGGGGUUGAACCUGUGGAGGAUCGUUUCACCUUCCGCUGCUCAGAUGGCAUUAACUUCUCUGAACGUCAUUUCUUCCCCAUAGUCAUCAUUCCAGCCAAUGAUGAGAAACCUGAGAUUUUUAUCCGUGAGUUUGUGGUAAUGGAGGGCAUGAGUCUGGUCAUCGACACGCCAAUUCUUAAUGCAGCUGAUGCUGACAUCCCCGGGGAUGAGUUGUACUUUGAGAUCAUCAAAAAACCUAAACAUGGCUCAAUAGUUCAGCAGCUCAGCACUGGCACCAUCACUGUAGAAACUUUUGAUUUGGAACAGAUUAAAGAGGCAUCAAAUAUUGUUUACGAACAUGAUGACUCAGAGACCAAAGAGGACAGUUUUGAAAUCAGGCUCUCAGAUGGGAAACAUACAGUGGAAAAAACUGUCCUUAUCAUGGUAAUUCCAGUUGAUGAUGAGACACCAAGGAUGGCUAUAAACGAUGGUCUUGACGUUGAAAUUGGAGAGACAAAAGUCAUCAGCAACAGAGUUCUAAAGGCGACAGAUCUUGAUUCUGAAGACAAAGAGCUGACCUAUGUCGUGCGUUACGGCCCAGGGCAGGGCUAUCUCCAGCGUAUCACCAAGUUUGGUGAUGUUUUGGGCAAUAUUACCCUGGGGAUGAACUUUACACAGGAUGAAAUUGACAAUCAACUCAUUCAGUAUGUACACACCGGCCAGGAGGGAAUCCGUGACCUGCUUAAGUUUGAUGUCACAGACGGUAUCAAUCCCCUUAUUGACCGCUACUUUUACAUCAACAUUGGGAGCAUCGACAUGGUCUUUCCAGAUGUGAUCAACAAAGGUGUGACUCUGAAAGAAGGAGGGAAAGUAACUCUUACCACUGACCUCCUCAGCACCUCUGACAUCAACAGUCCUGAUGAAUACCUUAGCUUUAGCAUAACAAGAGCACCUAGCAGAGGUCACUUAGAGAGCACCGACCAACCAGGAGUCCCCAUUUCCACUUUCACACAACUCCAGCUCGCUGGCAACAAAAUCUACUACAUCCACACCUCUGAUGAUGAAAUGAAAAUGGACAGCUUUGAGUUUGAGGUGACAGAUGGUUUUAACCCAGUUUUCCGCACAUUCAGAGUGUCCAUCACAGAUGUGGAUAAUAAAAAACCUGUGCUGACUAUAAGCAAACUUUUGGUAGAAGAGGGGGAAACUAAGCUCAUUACACCAUUUGAGUUAACAGUUGAGGAUCGGGAUACCCCUGACAAACUGCUAAGGUUCAUAGUCACCCAGGUGCCGGUGCACGGACAGCUGCUGUUUAACAAUACUAAGCCAAUCACCACCUUUACCAAGCAGGACCUGAAUGAGAACCUUAUCAGCUAUAAGCAUGAUGGCACUGAAACCAAUGAGGACAGCUUCUCCUUCACUGUAACAGAUGGCACUCACACUGAGUUUUACGUCUUCCCUGAUACUGUGUAUGAAACACGCAAACCCCAGAUGAUGACAAUCCACAUCAACACUGUGGACAACGGUGUGCCGCAGAUUGUGGUAAACAAAGCUGCUGCCUCGUUAAAGGUCCUCCCAACAGGCCACCUCGGCUUCCUGAUCACCAGCAAGUCCCUUCGAUCAGAGGAUCGGGACAGUGCUCAGAAGGCCCUGAAGUACACUGUGUCUGUAGCUCCUCUGCAUGGCUUCAUCAUAAACACAGCACUGGGCAAUGACAGCGUCAAGACCUUCACACAAGGUAAGCUGAUGAAGCUCCCUUUCUUUUAUUAAUAAGGUUUUAAAGGUUAAACUGCAACAGCAAAUGACCUUGUAUCACUUGGCAAAUAAACAGUGUGAGGGCUAAAUUUGGAGCGACAUAACUCUACUCUGGUGUUGAAACAUUUUUCAUAUCAAUAAUUGUACUAGUUAGAUUUUACCACUCUCAUCCUGUUCUCAGCAGAAGCAGGAAGCACUCAUUAAUCAAAAAGUUUCAGUUAAACUCGGCAAAAGUACCAUCCACCAGACAAUUAACAUAUUAACAACUACUGUAGUUAGCAAACAAGUUAGUGACAGAGUACAACAUUUCAUUGACACUUAAGAACUGCACAUUCAGGAGUUAAAAACAAAAACAAGUUUACAAGGAAAGAGAUAAAAGAACUUAAAUUAUUUAACUUAAAACUUAUUAAACUAACUGUGGAUGUUGCUUGAAAAUAAAUGUAAAUGUAUGAUAGCUUGUGGUAACUCAUUGGUGCAUAUGAUUAAGGAUUGAAAUUUCUGUCAUAAGCUAUCAGAUAUUUUUAACCAAAAUCUUAAGUUAACAAUCCUCAUUAUGUUAACUGAGUAUUAAUUUAUAAGACUAAGAAUAUUACACGUCUAUUCCAGAUUCUUCUACAACAUUGAGCCUUCAUAUUAAACACCUCUAAAUGCCUCAACUUAAAAGCGUCUGGUUGCCUGUAUCACUUUAAUUGCAGCCCAAGGGCUGUAACAAAAACCUUGUAAAAGUACCUCAGUGGUCACAGUUAUCUUUCAUUUUAAGCCAACCACCCUCUUGUUAAAUUUGUUUCACCCACAGCUGAUAUCGAUGACAUGAAGAUCUGUUACGUGCUGUUGGAUGGGAGCAACGCCACUAGUGAUAUCUUCUACUUCACGAUUCAAGACAACGGUAGGAAUUCUUUGAUAUUUCAUACUUGUCUGUACUGACACUAAAUCUGGGCCUGUUCACAGGAAUAAUUUCCCCGAAGGCUGUCCUCAGACUUUAUCUGCCUUUUAAUGGCUUCUUAAAAUUGAAACUUCCUGCUCUGUCAAUCUCCUGAGUGUUUGCAUCACAAAGACUUAAGGCAGUUGGCCGUGACUGACACCCAGUAUAGAGCCGCCAUCUCUUUUCGCCCCUCUGGAAAGAGAAGGAGGUUUAAAAGAUAGAGGUCAAAGGUGACUUGAGCCAAGCAUACUAGCUGUGUGAUGUUAAAAGUGAAAGAGUGGGGACUACCCUGUGCUUUAAACUUUAUGGUUAUAGAACAAUAGGAUCUCUUUCCCUCGUGGUGUGUCACUGAGUUUUCAAACGUGCUCGAAAGGAUCUAGUGAAAUGUGUGAAGAUUUGAAUGAUCAGUUGAAACAGUCUCAUUCAAUCAGAUACAUUUGAUUCAUUAAAUUGGUUCAACACAUAUUUUUUUAUCUGUAUUUGCUGAUAUUAUCAUCCUUGCAGUUAACCCGGUAACUUAAGUUCUUUCUUUCUUUCUUUCUUUCUUUCUUUCUUUCUUUUCUAACCAAAGUACUGCACUUUUUAAUGAUUCCCUGUCCCGUCUCAAUGUCAUAUACCCUUUAAACCCCUUAUACAUAUGUCACUCUAUAAAAACGUCCUAAAUAUCUGCUGGUAUAACAUAAUCUACUAUUAGUCUGGUUUUGACAUGCUCUUUUCCUGUUUAUCCUGAAGAAUUCUCUUAAAUGAAUCGGAUGUGCUAAGUACAGCCUUGACCAUGUAAUGUAUAUUAGCAAUGUGGCCUGUCAAGUCUUACUCUUCGGCAGAUUUACUCGGACAUAAUUACAAAUAUAGCAAAUGCAAAGCAUUAAAAUGCAACAGGUGGCCUUUGCCAUUUUAGCGUCGGCUAUAAAAUGCAAACACGGUUUAGAAGGGCAAUCAACACAGCGGGGAAAAGUUGGUCUAUACUAGUCUUAGUCUAUACUUACGCUGGUUCAUGCCCCAUGUUGGUGAUACUUCUACUAUCAUCAUUUGAGCCGUUAAGGAGGCAGGGCUCCAAGGAAGUGUCUUUUUGCCUAAAUACUGUCUUUUGCUGGCAAAGUGAAGCCUCUCAUUAAGCUCAGCUGCGUCUUGAUCAUUAACUUUUCUCCAGACCGUGAAUUAAGUAGGAGAUGGUUUAUUUUAAUGACUGUUAGUACCUCUGUCAGUUAUUAUAACUGGUAACACAGCUGGUUUAUCCUGAAAUCUGAAAUAUUGACCAGCUAAAUGAUUUCUAACCUUGUGUUAUGACCUAUUAAUUUGGCUAUAGCAUAGUUAGUUGGUGUUUCAUGUCUUUCAUGGGAAAUGUUACACUGUAGGAAGGGGCUGCAAGGGCUUCAAUUAGAUCAACAGUCUUUUUCUGUUUGCUUUUACAUUGUUUAAGCUCCUAGAUGACUCAGCUGAGCCAGGUGCAGUGGUGCAGGCUGGUACAUUAAAGAAAACUGUUUCUGCGUGACCAUGGUUCACAUGGAAAGGUCAAAUGUGGUUGCUUUUAAUCACCUGCAAACCCCCUCACCAUGCAAAGAGAGAAACAAAUACACACACACACACGCACACACACACACACACACACACACACACACACACACACACACACACACACACACACACACACACACACACACACACACACAAGCACAUUAGGAAAAGAUCAUAUAGCUGAUAAGAGCAAUUUAAGCCAACCAAUGAAUCACUCAAGGGAAGUGUUGAAGAGGUGACACCUGGGGGAUGUGGCUUUAUCCUGGACAUGUAGGGACAUGCAGGUGGAUAGGAGAUAGCGGGCUGAUGGUCAUUUGAUCUACGUAUAGAUCUUAGUAAGUGAGCCAUUUAAGUGGGAGGCUUAAGUCUCAUUUAUUGGAGAUUAUCGCCAAAGUUUAUUCUCUAAAAAUAGUUCCUGUCUGCAAACAUUUCCUCAAUUCAGUGUGAUUUAAAUGUCUUCACGGCGGCAACACAAAGACAUACUUCUGCAUAGAGAUUCAUGUUUAAAAGUCAACCAAAAAUGGAUCCAAUUGAUGUCAUCCACUUCACACUAUUCUCAUUGACUGUCAACAAUUUCACUGGAUUUAAUUUUAUCCUGAAUAGACUUGAAUUAUUCUGUUUCUGAGCCAAAGUGUCCCCAAAGCUCUUGAGUGAGGUCUUUUGUUUGACACAGCUUGGGUGUGACCUCAAUUUAGGAAAUACCCUUCAGAUGCUCUGAUAGGGGCUGCUGCUGAAGGGUCUUGGCAGCUUAAGAAAGGUGCCUGCCACUACAUGCACUUAAUUGAUGCUUCUUUAAAAGCCAAGAAGACACCCAGAGGAAAUAACAAUCUCAGAAGUGAAGCAGUUUUGCAUAGCCACAAAAGAAGUUUUGCAGCAUUCUUGUAUUGUUGUAUCUACAGAUGAAAUAAAGCCAUAAUCAGUGACUUAGAUGUGCAGUGGCAGAAGUAGCAACAGUGUGUGUGUGGCCAGGCACAGCUGUAGUAUGAGCUCAGGAAUGGAUGUUCAGUUGACCUGCUGGUCAGCAGCUGAAUUUAAGAAUCUGUUGAGGAAGAUACUGCAGCUCUUUGAGGUCAGGGAGCAUUUUUGGUCCAAAACAAACAUGCAGAAUUGUUUUAGAUGGAGGGAGCAUUUAUGCAGAAAAAUGAUAAAUUAACCAACAUAUGCUACAGUGUGGAAUGCUGAGUUUGUAGAUUUUGGAUUAUUUUAUACUCUUGAAUUAGUUAAUACAAUCAUAGAGAUACUCCAAUUCUGCAGUAGAAAAAUUUUAAUUACUAUUGAAUUUGCACGCACUGAAACAAAAUCUGCCACUAAAACUAUUAAGUAUAUUACUGAAGCUGUCUUUGCCUAUGUAUAAAAAAUAUUUAAAUGUAGCCUUAGAUAAUUUGCAAUAUUUGACGCCCUAACUGUGGUCAAAAAGUCAUGAUUUAACAUAUCCAACAGAAUCUUAUAAAGCUGGUGAAAAAUAUCUCCCUCUCACUCCCUUUUUGUCUCGUGGCAUUGACCCCAAACACAAACUCUAGUUCAACUUGGGUCGGUCCGUCAGACUGCUGAGAAUUUUUUACUGGAAUUGCAAUAACCUUCAUGCAAGUGACCAGGUCAAAAGCUUCCUAAGGCCAUUCAAAAAGCAGAAUACUGAGGCUGUAAAUACUUGUUUUUGCAAGUCAAUACACAGCUCACAUAUAUCCUUGUCCAUCAGGCAUGGGCCCAGUGAGCCAGAGGCUAAGAGAAGAAAUGCUUAUUUACACCUAGACAUGUUGAGACGUUUGAGGUUUCUCAGAACCAGGGUGAUACAUGAAUGUCACGUCUUUGGACUCUAAAGUGUAAUGGUUUUUGGAAACAUGCCUCUGUUUGAUAGUUUAAGGUCCUUAAGAUAGCCUUUCAGCAGUGCUAAUCAAAUUUUUAUUAAAUUGUAAAAGAGAGAGAACCCCCUGCUUUCAGAUGAAGUGGCAUCAAUAUAGUCCCCCAGCUCUUUAGAGAGUUUGCAGACCCUAUGGACUGGGUGUUAUGUGAUCAUUCAAAGCCGGGAGAGGAAUGCACUUCCUCGGAGACUCCAGACUCCAGGACCACAGACAGAGAAGGGCCUGGAAGUGAAGUGGUAUCCCGUGCAGACAGGUGUGUACGUGAGAGGAAAGGCUCCAAGGGGGAUCCCCUUUCAAAGCCCCUCUGGUCACCCCACUCCAAGUUCCCCAGAAAUCCAACCCAAUCCCAGAUAGGCCGAUAACCUGUAUAGUUGGACAGCAGAGGGGCUUUCACUAAAGGGGCGCUUCCCAAGAGAGUGUAGUGAUACCAAAACAGGGGAAUGGGAGCAGCUAUCUGUCUUUAUGCUCUUUUUAUAAAGACAGACUUUUGUGAUUUUUUUUUCUCAGCACUGUAGAGGUACAGCGUUGUACAGUCGGACUGUGCCCUGACUGAGGGACACAGACAUGUAACACCCCUACUUCCGAACUGUGUCUGGGGAUCUUACAUGUCACUCAUGUCAACAGUCACAGAGAGAUUUACUGGCUAAUGGUGCCACAGUCUGAGCCCCCUGUGACCAGAAGACGCUGUGGCCUCUUAGACCCCUCCACCACACCCCACUCUGUUCUUACUUCGCCUCGUCCUUCUCUAAGACCUCUCCUUAGCUGCACUAUUCUUUUAACCUCCUCUCUUUUUCUUUACCUACAGGGAAUUCCCAUAUCCCUUUCACUCAACAAUGCUGUAACCUAGUUUUACGUCUUUCUUUCCCCUUUUGGUUCAUUUUCUCCGGCCUUGAUUUAUGUUGACUGGAGGGCUGCAGGGGUGGGGAGUUAUGAUGUAUGGCUACACCAGUUAUUCUUAUCUGCUUUCUCAUAUGGCAAAGCUGUUGCUGCCCCCAGCCAAGCUGUCAUUGAGUUACUCCUACUCCGUUCCUUCACCUUUUCUUUUAGCCAUGCUUUGCUGAAAGACUGAAGAUGUUAAUUUCCUUCUGUCAGAAAGUCAGCCAGACCACAUUUUAAUGAAUUGGGUGCAUAUAUUGUUGUAUCUCUCCUGCUUUGGUGAAAGUUUGACCUUUUAGUGAUUUGACCUGUAGUUAACAGCUCCACAGCCCUUCCUUUGCUGUUAUACCAAAGGUCUGACCAUGUGCUGUGUUGACCUUGCAGCACAAAAUUCCAAGUUUAGCAAUGUGCGUCACAUCAGAAGUAGUUCAUCGACCAGAAAGAGUAAAGAGAGCUCAGACUUGCUCACCACUUGCUGCUUUUCCUCACACAUGCAUGAACAGAACAGCAGUGACUUUAAUCCAGCAAACAAACAAAAUUCACUGUAUUGCUUUGGCUUAUUUCAUAAAAGGAAACAUUGUUUGGAUCUCUGAGAGGUCUCUUAGCAGACUUGUAGCUACCACUUAUCACUGUCGUCAGUCGUUUCAUUGCUAAUUGCAGCUGAAGAUACUGGACUUGUGACAGUCGUGUUUAUAGCCUGAACAAUUUUUUUUUCCACAAACAUUUACAAAAGAACAGCUGGUUUGAUCAGAAUCAGAUGUACGUGUUGCUAAUCGGCAGAUGUAAACAUGCUAACAAGCUAAAGGUAGAUAUAGCCUAACUGUUGGCACAUUAUUUUUAAAUAGCUAAUAAUCACUUAGUUUCUUCCAUGUUAUUUUAUUCUACUUCCAGCUGAAAAACAUGAAAGAUGUCUCAAUGAUGCCAUGCACUGGUUUAAUGGAGUUUUGAAGGCCAAGUAUUAAAAAUGCUAACUCAACCUACUUUUGGUAAACGUAGCAGGAGGUAAAGAGGCAGAGUUGAGGUGGGCUCUUAACAGCAAUGUGCCUACCUGUCAGUCAAGUCAACUUUGAACGUGAGUGUUUUCAAUGAAAGAACUGGGCUAUUCAGAUCAAAACUGUUUCUGUGCCUGUCUGUAACAUCUCUACUGGAAAGGUGGGCACUUUGACAUGAGUGUCAAGGGGGCUCCUGGCCUUUAGGGUAGGGUGACCAUAUUCUGACUUCCCAAAAAGAGGACAUGACUACCCAGGGGCGGAGUCACAGAGUAGCACAAAGUUAAUUUAUAGAGUUUCUCGGGUUUAAUCGAGUGUCUUUUAUGUGCUUCUAACUCAGUAAAUCCACAUGACACAUAAUCGAAACUCUCGUACAAAACCGCAGACAUUUGAAGUAUUUUAUAAACUUUUUUGGACAAAGCCGGACAAGCGCGAACAGCCCAGACAAACAGCCCCCCAAAAGGAGGACGUGUCCGGGUAAAAGAGGACAUACGCAAUCUCCACUCAAAUGUUCAUAUUUACUACAUCCCUUUUCAACAUACUAGAAAUCAUUUAUAACCAUUAUCAUUUGGCAAAGAGACACAUCAUCACAUUAGCUGUCAUAGUGAUAGUUAUGUUGUCACUCUAAAGCUCCUGUGUCACCCUAUAAAGUGCAAACAAGCAAGCAUCAAAGUGGAUGUGACUCUCUGACCUUGUCAGAUUAUGAUUGACUACAUCCUGCAGAGAUCACCUCUCUGUUCGGAAAUGAAGCAGCGAUCAAGCCACUGUGAUGAGUCCAUUUACAGCACAUGCUGGAGGGGGGGAAUGAUAAGAGUUAUUAAUACAUGUUAUCAUGUAGCAUUCCUGACAUGAAUUCUUUGGAGCCCAGAGAGAAAGCUUUUACUGUCACUAUUUGAAAAAUGUCUCUCUGUACUUAUCAGAAUCAAAACACAGAAGAAACGUUUCAGUUUUAAUGUUUAGGUUACCUCUGACACCUUUACGAUUUAAUGGACCAUACUUGAAGAACAUUGAUAUUUAAAUACUGAUCAUAGCUGACUUAAACCUGCCGAGUAUUUAUAUCAACAGGGUGAUUAAUGAGGAAAUGCAAAAGGUGACACUUGUCACUUGAUGAGGAUAUUCUUAGAAGGUUGCUCUUGCUUGCAUCAUGCUGGUGGACGUCAAAGCCUCAUAUUGACCUUCCUUUUCUGUAGUAUCCCCGGCCUGACGCACAAUCCCCUCUGCAUCUAUGUAUGGAGCAGGCAGGCAGCACCACUGUGUAAAUAUGAGCUGAUGAAGAAUGUCUCGUGGGAGGACGCUAGAGCAGGAAAAUGUCCCGGCCAUGCUUUCAAGUCGCUUUCGCUGAAGCAAACUCUUGAUACAACUUUAUGAGCUUGUUUGUUUUUUGUUUUCAAAAUCAUUCAAAGCUUUCUUCUUUACACUUUCUAGAGUUUAAUUUAUGAUUGAAUUCUGUGAUAAUAUGUGAUUUACUGCACAAAAUAAGUCAAGCUCCUUUUUAUGAAGAGUAAGCGGGCCUCCGGUGGGUCCCAUGCGGGUGCUAAAACAGGAAAACAUUAUCAUCAUGCCUCUCUAAUAUUCACUUUCAGUCCUUGUCAGUGAUCAGCAUCAAUCAAAUUGACUUCAAUUAAUUCAAUAGCUGCCAAGAGGAACAUGUAGAUACUUAUACAGCCUACAAAGCUUUUCAUCUCAGCAGGAAUUACGAUGAUUGGCAGGUUUUUUAAGGCCAAUGUAAUGUGAGCUGAGACAGGCAGCUACUGUAUGUAUUGGAUUUGAUGGCCAGUCUAAUAUAGUUUCUGUGUCAUCAAAUUUUGAUAAACAAGAAGAUAAAUCAUGUCUGAAAUCGUGUGAAGCAACUUUUUCCGCCUCUAUAUUUGCAGGUAUUUAAAACACUCCUUUAAUUUGAAUUCUUACUUCAAACUUUGAGCAAAGUUUGGCUGUUUAGUCUCCUGAAGUUCCUUGAUUUAUGUUCCCCAGCUAGUCUGGCAUCUUGAUCAUUUCUUGAUUUGUUGAGAUUGGUGCCAACUCUGUCUUUGGUGUCUGACAACAUGUACAAUAGAAACCGGAGAGAAAGGAGGGGAUCCUCCUCUUCUACACUGGUGUGAACAAUGUGGAGGCACGCAGGGAGGCAUGCCAUGCCGGUAGAGUUGGCCCACCCAGACAGCGACCUGCUGUCCCUCUCGGUAGUCUGUCCCCCUGAUGAACAAAGCCGACACAGGGAGGAAGGGGGACAAGGAAGGGGGGUUUGAGGAGGACAGCUGUCACUCUGCCCCAUAUAAUCUUAGAGUCUGGCGGGAAGGAUGAAAGAGAGACAAAUGCUUGCUCUGUUUGCUUGUUGUUCCUCUUUCUGACUUGACGUUACUGAGUGACUUUGUUCAAGUUAAAGCUCCUGUGGGGACUUUGAGCGGGUUAUAAAACAGAUUAAAUGAAUAUUGACCAAUAAGACCAUUGGAGACUACACUGAUCAUUUCUAUUGAGUAACUUUAAAUGCUUGUAACCCCUGCUGGGGGUACACAUCAGAUGCAGUAAUUGACUCCUUACAGCCAAGACAACCUUUUUUAUGGCAAAGAUUUUCAGCGAGUGAUACAACUGACUCUGAAAUUAAAAGUAUUACUUGGUCUGGAGGAGCUACCAAAAUCAGCACAUGCCAAAAAACUCUUUGCAGAAGCUUCAAAAGUUAAAUUUCUCAGGAAAGAUGAGGAAACUCUGGGAGAAAUACAGAUACUUUGGAAACCACAUGAAGUUCUGGACAAAAGCAACCAUCUAGACUGCUUGCUACCACAAAAAAAGCAGCACCUGUUGACCACACAGCAUAAUGAACCCACUGAGAGAACAGGAAGGUUGAUGGCAGAUGUGAGUUAUUCACGGGCCUUUUUCGUCCUUUUUGCACAGCGUACAUUCAGUCAAGUUUCAGGCUUAUUUGGCUAUUUAGCUAUCUCAGACUGAUUUCUUAAUACUGACCUUGGAAACAACAAUUGACCAAGACAAAAGAUGGGGUUACAAAGAAGCUCUGAGAAAUUUUCAGUCUGGGACCUUGUGCUUGAAUGAGUUGAUGUCCAAAAAGACACAUAUUUCACACUGAAUAUCUGCCCUAUUGAAAAGAUGUGCAUAUCUUCUCUGCUUCUGAUUUCUCGGUUUUGCCCGUUACAUGUAAAUGCAGGAUUCGCUGUCAAAAACAUUCAAUGAGGCUGUUUCUCCAGCGUGGUGUUGAUCGUCUGGUCUGAUGCCCUUUUGCAGUGGUUAAAGGGUUUAAAUUUUCAAUCAGGGGUUAGUGUAAAGUUAGCUGAUGCUUAUGUGAAAUACAAUCCUGACAAGGUGAGACAAGUCUUGGACUGAAAACAGAGGAACCAUUCUUAUCACAAAUACAGCCAAAGCCCAGACCAUGUUUGGGUUUUCAGUCACUAUGUGUCCGAUCUUAGUGGAUCAGAGUCUGAUAGAAGUUUAUAUCCUAAACAUACAUAUAAAUAUCUUGUAUUUAUCUUUUAACUUAAACAAACUAUGUUCAGUAGUACAUAUGAGUAUCAAAACUCAUAAAAAGUACACGUGUCUUAUUUUGCACAGUACUGUCCAUCGAAUUUCCCUUCAGGGAUAAACAAAUUUUUUCUUAUCUUAUUUUCUUAUCGGUCUGUGGACACACAAGUUCAAACACAUUUCCCUUGCUUCAUUAAUAGGGAGUCUACUGUUUUAGUCCUCGUAGUGGUGAAACCUAAAGCUGUCUGAUUACUCUGUGCCAAAACAGAGCAGCUUUUUGCCUCUGCCACGUUCAUCAGAUUAUCCUUGUUGUUAACCUCUGCGUAAACUCAUAUCAAAGAGGGGUCAGCAGCCAGGACACACUUUAUAAACAAUCAGAUAACUGAGGUUUCUCAAAGACUGGGACUUUGUCGGACUUCCCCUCUUGUUUUUCAGAUUAUUCACUCGUGACAAAAAGAUUCAGUUACUCUUAAUAGUGAGGGGGAGAUUAACAUUUAGAAAAACACAUCAAGCAUGUGUAGCUGAUUCCACACUCACAAUGUCAAAAAUCAUUUCAUUUCAUAGAUUAAUCAUCAUACAUGUGCACCGUGUCAAUGAGUAAAAAUUGGGGCAUGCAGAGAAAAAAGAGCCAUCACAUGUUUCCUGUAUUUUUAGCCAUGACGGUUGGAAACCUGAGUAUGGAGUCUGUUUGAGGGUGGCUGUGGUCACUGGGCUCUGCUGCUCCAUGCUGUCUGCCUUUAACUAUGCAGAGGCUUCACUGAUGAACAGGAGCAUCAUGGAUGGUUUAGGCCCCCACUUUGAAGUUUUUUCCUGGUGCUUCCCAAAAUCCUAAACUAUGACUCACUCUUCGCUUCAUUGAAGGUGGGACUAUCGGUGAAAUCAGUUGUAUUUGGGCUGUGUUCAUUCAUUCAUCCCAAGUUUCUGAGGAAUUUAAUUUUUUUCUUGACGGUUUAUGUUUACAAGAUUUAGAUAUUAACACUAUGAUGCAUAAUAUUUUAAAGUAAAAAAAAUAAUAAAUAUAUACAUUAUGCAGACAUAUGUGAUAUUUUAAUGAUAGCAGUUAAAGUAGUUAAACUAAGUGAAGACAGAAAUGGUAAAUACAUUUUAUUAAUUUGUGUAUCUAUAAACUUCACCACAACCCUGCAUGAUACACCCACUGGGCCCCCUCACUCAAAGAGUUUGGACACACCCCUGCUUUGAUUCAUCUGUUCAAAAUGGAUGAUAAAAAUGAAAGCACUUGUCAUGAUUUGGUGAGGAUGUUCAUGUUCAGAUCAAUUGAUCCUAGUAGAGAUGUGCUGAAGUUCAGUGACUCUUGUUGCCAUCAGCUCGAUCUGCUCGUAUUCUCCUCAAGCGGGUUUUCCCCUGUUGUGACUUGGCCUGGUUAAGCUUCGGUGUUGACAUGUGGGUUUUAGGAAGUACCGCCCUCCCCUCCCCAUGAUCAAGAAUACCCACAUUCAACCCCCCAGUGUUUUCAUUCUCUUCGGCCACAUAGCAGAAAGAGAGCAGCCUCUUUCUCCCUCACUGAGCCAAGACUGAGCCUGAUGCUGGGAAAUUGUGUGAACAAGGAGACACUUCUCUUCAGACUGUUACUUCAUUUUUCCCAAGAUACUUUGACAUGUAAGAUGCCCUCGGUGGUGAAUCAGUUUGAAUAAAAUAUUUCUUGUUUUUAAACAAAAUGGAGUAUCGUACCAUUUCCCCUGCCUCUGUGAUUUCCUUCCAAGAUUCUCCAGCAGCGUUAGGUCAAUAGGGCCGCUGUCACUGUGGCCAGCCGUGCGAGACUAAAGAGGGGGAGAUCCCUCUCUAAUGUCCUUGAUCCAGAGACCUCACCGACUUUGACCCAUUUUACAUCAAAAGUCACAGGUCGCCAAGCUCGUCCCACUGAAGGAUAAGACAUCAGGGCCUUUCACUGGUGUUGCUAAAAAAACAUCCAGAUUAUGUAGGUGAACUUAUAAUCUUAAAUAUCUCUGAAGUAUCAAGUCAGUGAUCAAAAGUGAGCUGACAGUUUGAGGGAUUACAUGAGUCAUGAGAUAGUGUGGCUUAAGGACGGGAUUGGGUCGUAAGUUAUGGAUCAGUGGAAGUUGACUGAGCUUUAAAUAGGUGUUUUCUUCAGAUGGUUUGAGAGCGCCGACUCCUCAAAGAAGAACAAGAGGCAUUAAACCAAAGUUUUCAAAGUGUGAAGAGUCUGACAUUAACACUCUGGAGAAUAUUUUCCCAAACAGUCACACACGAGGUGAUACUGCUGUGUGAAGUAUCAGGAAGUCUACAUUGCACCAGCGCUGAUAUUAAGAGCAACAACAUCAGGUUUUGGUGGAUCGUAUGAUUCUGUUGGACCAACUGAAUCAAUCACAGAGACUAUUUCAAAGUAACAUUAACAUUAUGACAUUAAUUUAUGGUAAAACACCUGAUAUAGCCAUUCUGUGAACUGUCCCUGUGCUGUUGAACUCAAUAUCAGCAUUCUUGAAAUGCCUCUUGUCAAAUCAGAUGUCUGUCUUUAAAUUAAUUGUGGUAUAAUGAGUAUUUAGUGGACAAGUAAGUCUUGAGAUCCUCCCUAUUUGGUCACAUUAAAGAGGCCUUGGUGGUCUCUGUGUGGGGAAAUCACUUGAAGCUCUACAGAGAGUGACAGUGUGGAUUACCAGGAUAAUGGAGACCUCCAGCUCAUUAAGACAUUAUACUAUGACCGUGUGUUUUUCCACAAGCUGACUAUGCACGACAUUUGAGGAAACAGAAAAGGAAAAGAGAGAUUCAAGAAAACCUGAAUAUGAAUUUAUGAUUCCUUUUAUUUGUUACCUAAAAGCAGAUUUUUUUAAGGUUCAUAUGUUUCAAUUGAUCAUAGCUCAAGCAAGUUUGUCUCCUAUCAGUACAAGAAAGUGGAUAAAAUCUUUUAAUAAAGUGAACUUUUUUCUGUCUUUUAGGUGGAAACAAACUUAAACCACAGCCAUUCAGGCUGAACUGGGCCUGGAUCUCUCUGGAGCAGGAAUACUAUUUGGUGGACGAGGACGCCAAAUUCCUGGAGGUGACACUCAAACGCAGAGGCUACCUGGGGGAAACCUCUUUUGUCAGUAAGUGAUGAAAUGAAAAAUGUAGUGUGGGUUAGUUAAAAUGAAUGGAUUACUUUUUUAUGUUACAGUUUGUCUUAAUAUUUUCCAUUUAAGUCAGUAGCAGAAUUUCUGCAGCAUUUCUCUGCAGAGAUAUGAAUUAUGACGCCACGACACUGCACGCCCUUUUGAAACUGACAACUUAACCAUGAAUUAUUGCCUCUUAAAGUGUUUCCUCAGAAUGAAUCAUGUUAUUUACGAGCCAUUUAAAAGGCCAUCUCUGCUAUAAAACAUCAGCAUAACCCUCUUAUUUAAAGUCAAUGCAGAUCCAUUUAAGGCUGCUGGAUGUAUUAAGUUCAUCCCCAGCAGGACUCUUCAAGCUAAGGCAGCUUUGAUAUCACUGCUCUGCUCCUGAAGGUGCAACUCCUUUGUGUUCUUGUUUGACUGCUGGGCACCCUGUUUUCCCCUCUCCUCUAAAGGAAGCCUGAUUGAGAGCACAUAUAACCUUUCAAAGUAAAGGUCAGGAGGAAAUGUCAAUAUACUGGCGUGUUUGGCUGCAUCAGACACUUGCACGUGACAGAUUUAUCAACACGUGAUUGUGUUCAUUUCUAUCUGCCUUUAAGAUGCAAAAGGAUGGUAAAGGAAUAAGAUGUGUACAUGAAUGAGUUUAUAAAUGCAGUUUUUUUUUAUGUAUAAACUAUAAAAUACGUUGUAGUAUGUUCUGUUGUCUGUGUUGUCUUCACAAAGAGGUCAAAUCAUGCACAUCUCUAUCGUAGGUAUUGCCACCAAGGACGGAACAGCCGAGAAGGACAAAGACUUCCGGGGCAAAGCCCAAAAGCAGGUCCAGUUCAACCCCGGCCAGACUACAGCAACCUGGAAGGUGAAGAUCUUCACAGACCAUGAGUUUGAGAUCUCAGAAACCUUUGAGAUCCAGCUGUCAGAGCCUGUCAUGGCUGUGCUGGAGUUCCCUGAUAUCGCAACAGUCGAGAUCGUGGAUCCUGGAGAUGGUACAAACUAUUUUUUUAAACAAAGCAUAUUUAACUAUUUCCAUUAAUGCUGCCUUUGAAACUCCAGGACUGAACCAGAUGAUUUAUCAUUUACGUGUGAUCUUCCUGUUCCUCCCAAACAGAAUCGACAGUCUUCAUUCCUCAGGCAGAGUUCAAGAUAGAGGAGGAUGUUGGAGAGCUGUUGGUGCCUGUUCGGCGCUCAGGGGAUGCCAGUCAGGAACUUAUGGUCGUCUGUUACACUCAGCAAGGUGACACGGAGCUGUUUCUUAUAGAAUUUUAGCUGUAGGUCUACUUAUCUGUGGAUGAAGAGGUACUGACUGAAACUGAAACAGAUGUGAAGUUGCCUUUAUUACAACUUUAUAAAACUUGACAUUUUGUUCUUCUUUUGUUUGUGAUGGAACAGUUAUCUUCCUUAUCUGUUUAUUAACAUCUUUCCUCCUUUAACCCUGUAUCUCACCUCUGUUCCCUCGACUCUUCAGCCACGGCCACUGGCACCAUCCCCACCAGCGUGCUGUCCUACUCUGACUACAUCACCCGACCCGAGGACCACACCAGCGUGCUGCGUUUUGACAAGGAUGAGCGAGAGAAGCUGUGCCGCAUCAUUAUCAUCGAUGACUCCCUGUAUGAGGAGGAGGAGAGCUUCAAUGUCAGCCUCAGCAUGCCCAUGGGAGGACAGAUCGGGGCUAACUUCCCCACUGCUAAGGUCACCAUCCUGGCAGACAGCGAUGAUGGUAAGUGAAGAGGGCUUUUGUAUAAAAACAACAGGUCAGUUAUCAUCAAUUGUACCAACUAAGCUGGGCUGUGAAGAUGCUUAAGCACAGUGAUAGACAUAUUCGACAUUAUAUAAAGAUGGACAACAUGUCUCCACCUUCUCUCAUCAUCCAAAAACACUGACAUCAUAGCUACAGUAAUGAUAUUCCUCUCCUUACCCAUGGCAAUAGCACACAAUUAAAAGAUACUUAGAGUGGAGGGUUUCAUGACUCGUAUUUGUGUAUGUUUAGUUUUCUUGGACAUUAAUUCCUACACUUUACAAAUCCUAGACAAACAGCACUACAGGGGCUCAUUUGUGCAGGGAGGCAGAUGACCUGCAACAGCCUGUAUGAUCUUCAUUAGCAGAGACACAGUCAGUGAAGUGAAAUACUCAAACUACACAAAUUCAGAAACUGUGCAACAGUCCAAAACAAACACAACAGUGGGAAUGCACAUGAAAUAAGAUAAAUAAAGGGCUUCAAAAAACCAAACAACUGCGUUGGCUGCAAAUAUACUAUUAAAGCAAAAACACACAAAACCAGAAAAAAAACAAAAGAGUGUCCUUAAACAGAGCUCAGUGAAACAGCUUUAUAACACAGAAGGAGACCAAACACUAAACCCAGUGCUCAGAUGGGAACUUGCAAAGUUUGUCUGCAACAGAGUUCCCCCUUCAGCGAAAAUGAACACUUAAAAUCACCAUCAUCAAAUAUAACCAAAAACAAUUAUUUGAUGUGUUUUUAUUCUGAAGUUUGACCCAUACUUCCUCUGUCAACAUGGAGGAGGCAGCGUUCAUUCCAUGUACUGAGGCCAGCCUGGGCAGAACUCCAACUGUAUUGAUUCACUUUUGGGGAGUUGCCAUAUCCUUCAUAUUUUCACUGAGUCUUUGUUAUAUUCAUAAAGUGUAUACAUAAUGAUGGAUGCAUGGGUGGAUGGGUGGAUAAAGGGCACUGAUCUUAUGAAAUGAUUACAUUUUAUGGUUACUUAUGAAAACAUGAAUUUGAAACAACUCUCUUAGGGUUUGAUCAGAUUUACAUUUUUGAUUAUUCUUUCAAGCAUAGGUUAUGUUCUCAACCCAAAAAGAGGUUUACAUGUUAUUCCUACUGCUUAUUGUCGAUGGCAGUGAUGAUGGCAGGUGUGGCAGAUCCUGUUAAAGCUCCUUUGACGCUCUCUGUUGCCCUUUUGGUAUCUAAACACCAGUAAGCCACCACUAGUUCCCAGACUGGCAAAAUCGUCAGAGUCGCCAGAAUAAAAGCCCCACAUAUUGUCCCUAUAUACUGCACUUGCCUUAAUGGCUUUACAGUACUUUCAGGUCCAUUAACCCUUCCUGUGUUUCUUUGUUUACACAUUCUGCUUCAUUUAUCCAGCACACUCUAUCUGUCGCUCCGUGUUAGGAGUAAGAUAACAAUAGACAGGUGUUGAGAAGUAGAACUGCAGCCUCAGUGCCUCUUCUGUCGCUGUAUAGAUUGUCUGACACAUAAAAGGGGCUUUAAACCUCUCCGUGCUCCUCCAGCGACCCCUCGUCCUUGUUGUUAUUCAGGGGAGCUCAGGGGAAACAGAGGGCAUCUCUUUGUCUGCAGGGACCAAAAGGCAGGUGGUGCAGAGAGAGGAACUAUUGUGUAGGGGACCUGAAUGAGUGGCAUGUUUUCACUCUUUUUUCCCCCUGUUAUGUGGUAUUCAGGGCUGUGUUUCCUGUUUCAUGUUAAAGAUAAUACACUCUGAACAAAUGCAAGAAUCUGGUUUAGAGGCUAUAAAUCACAUAAAUGUCAGCAGUCUGAUUUGAUCUGUCAAACAAAAUGUCUCAACAAAUUGACAAAUUGUAGCCCUUAAAUUCUUCAAAUCCUUUCUUUUCAGCCAUUUAGUCAUUUUAUCCUCCUCUUUUUCAUCUAUUCUUAACAUUUCUCCAAGGAUGUUUUCUGAGGCACACUUAACCAAAACCAAAACUCAUUCAGCACCACGUGAUUUGGUAAUUGUCUUCUAUGUAGGGGAUUAUGUUUAGACAGUGGUGUAUUACCUGGUUAUGCACCAAAUAUUCAAAGACAUAACCAGUGGUAGUAUUUCAAUGACAAUUUAGCCUACUUGUGGGUUCAUUAACACUAAAAAGUUAACAUUUUCAUUUAUAAUGGAGUCUAAAAAUUAUAACUUAUUUAAUUAUGUAUUUUUGAAUUAAAUUAGCGGUAAUGUUUUCAUUUAAAGAUGCAGAAAAUAACAGCAACACUUACAAAAGGCCUCUUUUUCUCAUAACCAGUCCCAUAACACUGACAUGUUGUGGUUUGUCCCUGUGUUGCAGAAUGAGCUUGUUUUGUUUUUAUAUUAUUCAACUUGAUUCAACAUCCUUCAAUAAUUUCUGCUCUGGUCUCCCUCUUCUUCUUCUUCUCCACUUUUCUCAGCUACUGACUGUUUAGUCAAUAACCACCAACCUUGAGCUUGCGGUUUACCAAUAAAUAAAAAACGUUUUAUUAAAGUAUUUUCCAUAUUUUUCACCAAUGCUGUUAAAAAGUAUAUUACUGUAUUUGUCACAUAUGAAGAGGUUAAAUCAGUGCAAAACGUUCCUAAAAGGAUCAAAAAAUGUAUUUCUAAUCUAAUCUAAUCUAAUCCAAUCUAAUCUAAACAAAUCUAAUCUAAUCUAAUCUAAUCUAAUCUAAUUUUAUAAUGACAACAUGUGUAGGCCUUUUCAGGGAACCAAGAGAAACAGACAUUAAGGUGUUUUUUUAUAAUGUCUUGCGGCUGCUUUCUGCUUCAAUCUCAGUUAUCGUUCAGUUAAUUUUUCUCAAGAUCAGAAGCUCCUCGUCUGUUUACCUUCAUUAAUAUUUGGGAGUCAUUUUGCCACAGUGAGUUGAUGAACUGUUCCAUGAAACCAAAAGAUCUGUCUUUAAAUUUGGAGCUUAGUGGUUUCCUCUCAACAUUUCACCAAAAUGUUCCUAAGUGCCUUGUGACAUUUCUCUUUUUUCUUCUAAACAAUUUGUCCUCUUUAAGAUAAGAUAAAAUAUUCCUUUAUUAGUCCCACAGGGGUAAAUUCCAAAAACAUUGUCCUCUUUAUAAAAAGGCUUAUUUCUUGGAUUUGCCUGUUUAGGUGAAAGACCCUCCUAACCAAUCUAUAGCAGCAUAAAUAAUCGGCGUGCAUUCCCAGACAUGUGUAAAGACAAAGGAAGCCUCCUCAGUGUAAACCUCUAUUGUAGUUCUACUUCUUGGUGGGUCCUAAAGCAACACCCCACCAUAAAUCUGAUUCAGUGUGUGUCUGUGUGUAAAACCAUCUGCGUGCCUGAGUAAACUUGUGGUUUGGACUCUGGCCAGCAUCCAACCUCCAUUGUUACUGUAUUCGUCUGGCUCUCCCUCACGCUGAUCUUUAAGGUUGACAUGUUGGCACUCACUCCCCCAUUCUACAUCCUCUCUUUAACAUCCUCCUCAAUACUAAAUAGCUGGUCUAGAGGCUGAAAGGUGUUGAAAGCACGCCAGAAAUCCUCCCUUCGGCAUCAGCUGUCUGUUGAAGCAUCAGUCAAAAAACAAAAAUCUGCUCGGCUAUAACAUCAUUCAAGCUUGUGGUCUUCACAAGAAUCAUCAAACAACAUGAACGAAUAAUCAAACUGUGCUUAGUGUCAUCAGACAGAUCUUCAUCAUUGUUGUGAACAAAGCUGAUAUCAGAAUUUUGAUUGUUUGUAGUUGUUGAUGGGAAAGUGCCGUUGACAAACCUGGAAGAGUUUCUAAAAGUUAGAUUAUGUUUAGCUUAGAGCACUGAGCUCACAGAGAUUUAAAGUAGGAACAGAAUCAUUGAGACACUCAGCACUAAAUAUGCUGACUUGUACUGGUUUUAUACAGAAAAUAGGUGCUGUGAGCCCAAAAUAACACUGUUAGUGGACGUAGACCCUAAAGCUAGAGGUUGCUCUAUCAGACAAAGUUUAUUUACAUUUUGUUCUAAAGCUCCAUAAUUAUAAUUUGAUAUGAAAUAUUAAAGCAACUUUCAAACGGCUUUGUGCCUUUGUUUAUGUAAAAUAUCAUGUUUAUGUCCCCACAGCAAAAAAGAAAUAGAUGAAUAAAUCCUUCCUCGAAAAUUAUCUUUAAAAAGUUUGCCUCGCUCUAUGCAUUAACCAAUAUUUAAAACAUAAACUAAAUGUGACCUUAUAGUUGUUUUUAUUCUUGUGAUAAGAUUUUCACCUUGAUAUAGAUAUUCAGAAAAUAAAAUCCACUGUUGAAACUUAAAUGUCUCAUUUUAUUUAAGUUUCUUAAAGACAGGACGUCCUUCCAUCUUGAAACUUUUUUCUGUGAGUUUAUUGUUCAAAAUAAAUCCUCAGGACUGAAUUUGCACCUCUAUCAGUUGAUCUUAGAGCAGUGUCCUGACACAGUGUGGUGAAAACAGUUUUUAUAAAUAAGUGAAGACGGAUGAAUCGACUGUGUGUCCUGGAGUCUGAAUUCUUACCCUCCUGCCUUUGCAAAGUAGACGUUUGCCUCUCUGUGUCUGCCAAAUCUUUAUCAUACUGUUUAUCAGCAGCUCUAUCAUCAGAAACUGGGUACAUCCCUUCAAAAGAGCAACUUACUGUGUACACACACAAGCAAGCACCUUAUUAUUCAGGUAUAUCCUCAGCCCUUUGGCGCUAAGUUCAGACAGAGCCGUCUGGAUUUGGAUAAGUGGGGGAGGAAAGUUGAAGGGGGAUAGGAUAAGAGGGAUGACAACCAUCUUCCUGUGCUGAGUCAGAAAGGGGGGGAGUUUGCUCAGCUAUUCAUGCCAACUCACCCCUGAACCUGACUGCAAAACUACAAAGACAUGCCGUUUCUGAAUACCCACAAGAAAGCAACAAACACCCUUGUGUCCAGUUUCCUAUAAAAAGGAACAGGUGUAUGAGAAUUUUGACAACAUUUAACCUCCACAUUUUCUCAUCCUUCUCAUUUCCCACAGAGCCCUCUCUGUAUUUCGGAGAGCCUGAGUAUGUUGUGGAUGAGAAUGCAGGCUACGUUGAGGUGAAAGUCUGGAGGACUGGGACAGACCUAUCCAAGACGGCUACUGUCACCGUCCGCUCCAGGAAGAGUGAACCUGUCUCAGCAGAGGGUAAAAUCAAAAACAAAGAAAGAAUUGAUACAGUUGAGUUAUAAAUUUGCACUGCAGUAUUGGUUCAUGGUUUAUCUGCUGUCUUACAGCUGGAUUGGACUAUGUUGGCAUCAGUAGAAACCUGGAUUUUGCUCCUGGAGUGACUAUGCAAACAUUCAGAGUAACCAUCCUGGAUGAUCUGGGACAGCCUGAGCUAGAGGGGCCUGAGACCUUUGACCUGGUGUUGAGGAUGCCCAUGAAUGCUGUGCUGGGAGAACCAAGCAAGACCACCAUCACCAUCAAUGAUACUGUCACUGACUGUGAGUGUUAAGCAUUUACAUUAACCUACACUUUAACUUUGCACUACGUAGUCAUCAGUUGAAAUAAGGAAUCAAGCAAAAUAUAUUCUUGUAAUAUGAAAAAAAUGACAUGUCCUUACAGCUGAUAAUGUGUAGAUUCUGUUUAAAAAUGCUAAAGAAAGGGUUUCAGAAAAAAAACAACAAUAUAAAAACCAGAGCAACAUCAGUCAUAAUUGGUGCAACUCUGAUAAUAACUUCAUUCAUGCCUCCACAGUGCCAAAGGUUCAGUUCAAAGAGGGUAGCUACAAGGUGGAUGAGUCUGACGGGGAGAUAACAGCUAUAGUGUACCGCAGUGGAGACAUAAGCAUCAGGUCCACAGUGCGCUGUUACACUCGCCAGGGCUCUGCUCAGGUCAUGAUGGACUACAGCGAGAGACCCAAUACUGACGCAUCAGUCAUCACCUUUCUACCAGGUGAGAAGUCCCUCUCCACCCUGAUGUCCCCGAGUAUGUCACUGAAUCCUGAAAGGUCUAAACUGAGUCUCUUCAUCCUUUUCUCUAGGUGAGACCGAGAAGCCAUGCGUGGUUAGCCUGAUGGACGACUCAAUCCACGAGGAAGACGAGGAGUUUAGACUCGUCCUGGGAACUCCCAAAAGCAAGUCACCGUACGGGGCUUCACUAGGGGAGCAGAAGGAGGCGCUGGUCACAGUCACAGAUGAGAAAGACAGUAUGUACUUCAGUUCAAAUGAUUCAGACAACCUUACGACUGGCAGCAGCUUAUACAUAUAAACCAAUGGGGUUUAAAAAUAACAGGUUUGAGAAAUGGAGGAUUUACUCAUAGACUAAGCACUUUGCACUUGCCUUUUUUUUCUGUUCCAGAGCCCAUUAUCCGUUUCUCAGAGAUCAAGUACAGUGUGCGUGAACCUCAGGUCAAAGGGAAUAUCGCUAUUGUGAAGAUUCCCAUCUUGCGAGUUGGUGACACAUCGAAAGUCUCUGUGGUAAGAGUGCACACCAAGGAUGGAUCUGCAACCUCUGGAGAAGACUACAACCCACUGUCAGAGGGUAAAAUCCUGGUUUAGUGUCUCUUAAUAAGAGUCUGUGUUUGAAAUACUUCGGUCUAUAAUCACUGCUCACUUCAUUGUCUCUGUUUUAGAUGUUGAGUUCAAGGAGGGUGAGAGGGAACACUUUGUGGAGGUUGAGAUCCUGUACGACGGCGAACGUGAGAUGCGAGAGGCCUUCACCGUACACAUGAAGCCGGAUGACAACAUGGUGGCUGAAAUACAGGUGACACAAAGGCCACAAGGUCACAAACACACGCUAACAAAUAUAAACCAGUAGCAAGACCUAUAUGUGCACACUUACAGUGCUGCAUAUUCGUACACGUGAGCAUGCGCCGUGUCAUGUCAGCCUGUGUUAAAAUAGCCAAGAAGCAGCUGGCAUUGCUGUCAGCACGCCUGGACCACAGAGUCUUAUAAAAAGCUUUUCCCUGUGGAAUGAGAUGCUGGAGGGAAUGUCCCAGCAGGGCCAAACAGUAGACAAACCUAUAAACAGAUCUGUGACAUUCUACCCAUAUACUCCACACCAGGCAUGCACUGAUCACAUGACAAAUCCAAAUUCAUCAAGGUAACUUUUCAAAAAGUGUUAAAAAUGAUUGUAGAAAGCAGAACCCAAUGAUUAUAAGACAAAUCAUCUGCCAGUGGAUUAGCUUUUGUAUUGAUUUAGCUUUAAAUCCAGCUGGUGCUGUUAUCUCUUUACUCUAACUCUACCCUCUCUUUUCAAGAUGAGCCAGUUGAAACAGACUUAUUAGCCUGGAUGUUUCUCUUUUCCUGAAAAAAAGAAGCCUUCAAAAAAACUGGUCAUUUUUCUCAGAGGCUUUACCAUCUCUCUGACUGUCAGUCAGUAUUACAGAGGUUGGCCUUGAUAGCAGCACUUAUCAUGCCAGAAUCAUACGGGUAAUUUUAAUGAGAAAAUAAAGUGAUCAGAAACACAUUUGUCAGAGGUGAUGUAUAAACUGGGGCUGAUUGAUUGGAAGUUUCUGAAAUCUAAAAAAAUUGUCAUCUUGCUAACUUGCCUUUUCUUCUUGCUAGAUGAACAAGGCCAUUGUGUACAUUGAGGAGAUGGACAGCGUGGCAGAUGUCACCUUCCCUGCAGUGCCUCAGGUGGUCUCCCUCCUAAUGUAUGAUGAUACAGCUAAAACCAAGGACAAGCCCAACCCCCCCAAUGGGUACCCCGUUGUAUGUGUGACGGUAAGUGAAGCCCUUCCUUUACUUUUUACCGCCUCAUACACAUCCAGACUACUUUAAUUCAACAGUUUCCAUCUCUUUUCUUCUCUCUUGCAGGCUUGCAAUCCAAAGUACCACGACUUUGACAAAACUGGUUCCAUCUGUGCGGCGGAGAACAUUAAUGACACUCUCACUCAGUAUCGCUGGCUUGUCAGCGCUCCCACUGGGUCAGAUGGAGUGACCAGUCCCAUGAGGGAGGUGGACACCAAUACUUUCUUUACCAACACAAAGUCCAUUACCUUGGAUUCAGUCUACUUCCAGGCUGGUUCAAGGGUUCAGUGUGCAGCAAGAGCCUUCAAUGCUAAUGGAGAUUCCGGCCUGGAGCUGUCCAGCCCUAUUGUUGGGAUCAGCAAAGAAGAAGGUGACUAAUGAGAUAUUGAGGAUGGAUUUACAUAUGUGCUUGGGAUAGAGUUCCAUGGCUGAGCUAAAUUUAAACUCUUUGCAGGUAUGUGUCAACCUCGCAUCCAAGGCACAGUUGGAGCCGAGCCUUUCUCUGCUAAGAUCCGCUACACUGGUCCAGAUGACCCAGACUUCCCCAACCUCAUCAAACUGACUGUAAACAUGCCUCACAUGGAUGGUGAGUAGUUGAGGAAGUUAUUACCAUUCUGUAAUCUAGGCAAGGUCAGAAAAUUGACACCUAUUCACCUCCAACAGGCAUGUUACCAGUGAUCUCCACAAGACCUCUGUCCAACUUUGAGCUCACCCUGAGUCCAGACGGCACUCGUGUUGGCAACCAUCGCUGCUCCAACCUGUUGGACUUCAAUGAGAUCCAAACAGGCCAUGGUUUUAUCACAGAUGCAACAAAGAACCCUGAAAUCAUUGGCGAGACUUCACCUUACCAGUACAGCACUAUCAUGCGCUCGGCCAACUCUUUGCGCUUCUAUCGAAACCUCAACCUGGAGGCUUGUCUAUGGGAGUUCACCAGCUACUACGACAUGUCAGAGCUGCUAAAUGACUGUGGAGGAUCCAUUGGCACUGAUGGACAGGUAAGAGUUCCCAGCCCAGGACCCUCAGAGUAAUAAUGCCAGAGACUGGCAACUCCCACUGUCCACUGAGAUGGUCAGAUAUUGCUCACUGCUAUACACACACUUUUAGGCCAAAUCCAAAAACAAACAUGAGAACAACAGAAAAAUCUAACAAAUACGGCUUAUGGCAAUUUGAAGUCAUAUAAGAAUGGCUAGAGAUGAAAUAGGUUUAAUCUCAUGUUGGGCUAAAGUUAGCUUAACUUUCGGCACAUCUGGCUGCAUUUCCUUACCCAGUUAUACAUCGACCUGCACAGGCAAAUGCAGUUGUUUCUCUGUUUAGCUAUCUGACAGAGAUUUUCCUCUCCGUACUUUUAAUGAAAAAUAUGUCUUAAAUGAAAUUAUGUAUGAUCCAAAAUGUUGUUGGGACUCGCAGUGGUGUUAGCAACAGGUUUAGCCACAAUUACACCAGAAAUGAUUAUUAGUGUAUUAUUGGGACUCACUGAAUGUCUGGAGCUUUUUACUGGGUGGUCUACCAGCUAUACUACAGUUUUUAAAUUUGGCAGUGAGUAAAAGCAAGGUGGCUAUCACAGAAAGCUUUACUCAAUUUGCUUUUACUUUUUUGUGUUAUACUUUUGGGCCUUUUUGGAAACAUCACCAUGUUUCUGGCUAGCUUGUUAAUUGGUAGCCCUGCUAACUACAGUUAACAACUGUUGAAUUCCUGGAGCCUCUUUUUGGUGUCAAUAGGCGUUUAUACUCAUAUAGACACACCGCCCUUUCUACAUCAGCCCUGACCACGUCUGACUUCUCUCUUUCUCCAGGUGCUAAACUUGGUCCAGUCUUACGUCACGCUGCGUGUUCCUCUGUAUGUGUCCUACGUCUUCCACUCUCCUGUGGCUGUGGGAGGCUGGCAGCACUUCGACCUGCAGUCAGAGCUCAAACUCACCUUCGUGUACGAUACAGCGAUUCUGUGGCAGGAUGGCAUUGGCAGCCCACCAGAGGCUGAGUUACAAGGUUUGUUCUGUGACCCCUGCUGCCCCCUGCGGUUCCUUACAGAAAGAUGGGUUUGUGAAACCAUGUUGAACUUUCGUACUUUUUCUCAUAGGAGCCAUGUACCCAACCAGUAUGCGUAUAAACGAAGAAGGACGUCUGGUGGUCAACUUCAAAACAGAGGCCCGCUUUAGGGGACAGUUUGUUAUGUCCCACCCAGGUAUGAGGACAAGACCAACACUCAAACAUGCCCUAAACACAUCCGCUGUGGUCACUCUAUACAUCAGCCUCUUAUUAGAUUACCCUGUCGGUCACAUCUUCGCGUCCAUUUCAUCCCCUCAUCUAUUUCUGGAGUUCUAAUUAGGGGCUUAUUUCUGUGCGAAAGGGACAGAGGUCAUUUCAGCAAACAUCAAAACGACCUUACUGUGUUGAGAGCGAGUGACACGUACAAUGUAGAGGUCAAUCUAUACAUAGUUAGAUCUCGAUCUGACAAAAUGCAUCUGAAAUGACUUAUGACGGUACAUGUUUUUUCAGGAACCAGUGUUUCGUCCAUGGUGAUGUGUGCUGACCACCCUGGGUUGACAUUCACUCUUGCCUUGAUCAGGACCGAGCCUACCUACAACCAGCCCAUGCAGCAGUGGAGUUUUGUCUCUGACUUUGCUGUGAGUGGACGGGCAAUCAAAGCUUUCCACGCUCUUGAAUUAUAAUGGGAAGCAUCAACACAAUGUCUCUCACCCUGUAGGUGCGAGACUACUCUGGGACCUACACAGUCAAGGUGGUGCCCUGCAUUGCAUCACCCAAUGGGGAGUUCACCAUCCCUCCUGUUUGCCACCCAAGAGAGCCGCUUACAUUUGACAUGGACAUUCGUUUCCAGCAGGUUAGUCUGGAUAUCCUGACAGUCCCCUGGCUUUAUCAGGCUCAGGGUUCGCAGCCUAUUUUCUUUGAGAUGACAGUAAAAAGAUUGCCGUUACGCAAUCUUUUAUAACUUUAGAGUCAGUUUUGAUAAUUUCCGAGGCAGUUUUAAUUUAUAUGUUUUUAUGAGCUGUUGACUUGCCAAAGGAGGAUGUCCAAUAGUCUGACACUUGUGGCAUAUUUGCAGCAAUAAGUCACAUGACGGGUAGUUCCUGCUUAUGAACCUGUCCUAUGAAUGGUUGCCUUUGUCCUGUGUCCUAGGUGAGUGACCCAGUAGCAGCCGAGUUUAGCCUCAAUACUCAGAUGUUCCUGCUGUCAAAGAAGGAGCUGUGGUUGUCUGACGGCUCCAUGGGCUUCGGAGAGGGGACUGAUACAGCUUUUUCAGAGGGUACAACACUGACAUCUGAUGGAUUUUGUUCAACAUUACAGCUGAGAACUAUACAGCCUCCUGGUAACCCCAUGCUGCGAUCUCACCAACAUUUUUACCUGUUUGUUGCUUCAGGCUCAACUAUUUUUGGCCGUGUGAUGGUGGACCCGGUCCAGAACUUGGGUGAUUCCUUCUCCUGCGGCAUUGAGAAGGUCUUCCUCUGUACUGGAGCAGAUGGUUAUGUGCCCAAGUACAACCCCACAAACAAGGAGUACGGCUGCUUGGCAGAUGCUCCAUCUUUGCUUUACAGAUUCAAGAUCCUGGUAAGAUACAACAAAUCUACAUUAUUUUGUGGAGCUUUAGAGGCAGAGGGGCAGAAGAACUCUUUCUGAUUUUCAUUUGGGUCUCUUUCAGGACAAAGCCCAGCCAGAGACUCAGGCCACAGCAUUUGGUGAUGUUGCCUUUAAGGCGACACUGGCUCAGGACACACCUGGAGGUCUACCUUUAGUCAGGCAAACAGGAUCAGAUGGUUUCACACUCUCCUCAUCCCCACUUUUCCAGGUUUGUAUGAUUUUCAAAAUGAAGUAAACUCAAAUAUUACAUAAUUAGAAAUGUAAAAAGACUAAAAUCUGUUGACUUCUGCAGGUGGCUGCUGGUCGAGAAUGGUUCAUCCACACUAUCUACACAGUCCGCUCCAGAGAAAAUGCAAACCGCAACAUUGGCAAACGCAGCGUGGAGUAUCUGCAUCACAGCGUGUCUUCAGUUGAACAACCUGAGACUUCCGUCGAGGUCAUUAACCGCCACCGCCGCGCUGCCCCUGCUUUCUCCAGCCCUUCUCUAACUAAAGACAUCCAGGACAUUGGGGUGGAAAACAACAGAGGCACUAACAUCCAGCAUAUAGCCCUGGACAGAGCCGACCGCAUGGUAGUCAACCAGCGCCAGCCCUGGUCACCGAAUCGUGACGCCCUCCUGGAUCGCCCCCUGUUGGAGAGUUCUGGCAGAGAGCCAGCUGACACAUCCACCGUGCCCAUGUUAGUUGGCCUUGCAGGUCUCAUCCUCCUCAUCUGCCUCAUUGCCACUAUCGUCCUUCUGCUGCUGCGGCGCAAAAAGAGGGAAAAGAAGACCCAGCUGCCUCCUUAUGCCAGCUCCUCCUCCUCUGCCUACAAUGGCUGCAGCCAAGGAUCAGCAAGUAUGUGGAGCAGCUCAGACAGCUCUGAGGUUUAAAAGUGGAUCCCCAUCCACCCAAAACACCUGCCCUUUUCUAAAAAUAAUAAUAAGACUGUGAUAGUCUCCUCCACCAUUGUGCCUUCAAAGCCCAACUUUUGUAGCACUGAAUGACGCCCAGUACAUCCUGUGGACAGCACAUUUUGUCAGUGCUCAGGGCCUAAAUGCAGAGAAUGCACCAGAAUUUUCAGAGACUGAUUUAUCUCUGACAAAGGUUAGCGCUCGCUCUAAUGUAGGUUUUUGCAAAAUAUUUUGAUUGAUGGAUGUAUAUGGAAGCCCCUGAAAAUGAUGUACCCGCUUCAUUGGUUGCAAAAGUUGUAAAAAAUCCUGCUAUACCGAAUGUUUGCAAAUGCAUGAAAAUCCCAAAUAGAAAAUGCAGUUAAUUAAGAAAACAGCAACCUUGUUUGAAAUGAAUGAAAGAAAAUAAUUUUCUAUGUUCCUCCUCUAAGAAUAAUAAGUUUAUCAAGUUUUUUAUUACUGAAAUGUUUGUUUGUGUGGAGUCAAGGAAAUGGACUGAAUGUUAGUUGAGGCUGACCUUAAUGACAAUGUGAUAAAUGUUUUUUAAAAAUAUUGAUAUUUUACUGUUGUGCUCUACAAAGCCUGCAGUAUAUCUACCCACUGAUAAGUAAAAAUGCCAAUAUAAGGUCAAUGAAAGGGAUUGUAAAUGUCAUUUUAGCUGUCACUUUUUAAAACUUUCUAUCAGGUCAAUGUGGCCAAAAUCAGAUGCAAAACUUUCUGUGCACAUAUCAAUGUAGGACUAUGAGAAAUGGUAUUAUUACACCCUGGUAAAACUUGAAAAUAUUAACUGUGUCUUCCUGGUUUGUUGAUCAAAGUUAGAAAAAAAAAACAAGUGCAGAAAAAGUUAUGUUUCUACCACCUACAGCUGACGGUGAAUUUUCAUGUGCAAACUGUUGGUAGAAUUUAACGGUUUAUUCAUUUGUGAAAAGAGUUUGGAUGUAUUUACACUUCAACUGCCAAAUAUAAUUGUCUUUUUUGAGUCGGCUCUUCUUUACUGAAGAAAACACUUUUUUUUAAAAAAAAGGGGGAGUUUAUUUAUGAUGUUCAAAAAGACAUUUUCUACUUCACAUAGGAAGAUUAAAAAAAGAAAAUCUUCAAAAUAAAAUGGGUACAUAUCGUACAGAGCAAUGGAAUGUAGUACAACCAGUAGGCAUAAAUACAUUUAUUACAUUUUAGUACUAGUAAAAAAAAAACUAGCAGACAAACUAAACCAGCACAGCUGCAGCGUUUAGGUGACAACAAGGCAGGCCUGUAAAGGAGCACUUCCUAAAACCUAACACGAUGAGAUCAGUCCAUCAGAGGGUUUUACACAGUACAUUUUCACAGCCCGUAGAACAAACACAGACACUAGGACUAACCACACCAGAGCUGGCUGCUGCUCUCUGUAUGCAGAACGUUUCAAGUGGUCAGAAGCUUCACAACUUGAGCUUUUUCCUUCGUCCACGACCAUCUGGAGUUCCCUCUGACUUUCGUUUCUGGGCCUGAAGACAAAAAAAAAAAAAAAAAGAGAUUAAAAUACCUGCGAUACCAAGACAUAGUUGAUCAAAACUAGCUUUCUGUAAAAUGACAAUUUUACAACUUACCGAGCCAGUCUUAGGGCCUCGUUUCUUUUUCUCCGCUUUCUCCCGCUCCUCCAGCUCCAUGUUCUCUCUCUCUAUGAGUGUAAUAAGGGUGUUGCAUCGCCUCUGGAGCUCCUAACACGUGCACAACAAGCAAAAGUUUGAUUUUCAAGUGUUUUUGUUAAGCAACACUGGAGUAAUAAGUACAACGUAAACUUUGAUUUACCAUGGCAGUCCUGGAUUUGAGAAACCAGUCGAAGCGGAACUGAGGCGAGUUACGGAUGCACUGACGCAGCUCGUCGUAAACGCUCUCCUUGUCGAAGCCCAGCUUGUGGAGCAUGCAGAUGAGGAAGCGGUCCUCCUCCUCUGUGUAGUUCUUUCCUUUGUUGGUGCCAUAGGAGAUGCGGAGCUGGUGGAAAGGGGCCUUGUAGCGACCGAUCUGGGCACAGACAAGAGCCACAAUCAGGGAUUACUUGUUAGCCAGGAAAAGAGGAUAAUGUCAUAUGGGGAUAACUUAAGGAUGACAGCAAGGUGAGAGGAAGCUAAUGAGGAAGCAGGAAACUAAUGGCUAAAAGUUUGGCAGACAACUACCUUGGAAUCAAGUGCUUUCUUUAUGCUAAUCCUCCUCUGGAUCCUGGCCUCUCCUCUUUCUAUCUGUGCCAUGAUCUUCUCAAUGUCCUGCAGCUCGUUGCAGCGCUCCCAGAAGACAGCUGGAGGAUUAAACACAAACAGAAAUGCAAUAACUAUGCCAAGAAAUCUGAAGUUUGGGUUUACUUGUGAGAAGACGGAUUAUUUAUCCAGUUCUUACCAGAAUACUCCAUGACUUCCUCUGGAGUUUUUCCCUCAACCUCUCUGGCGAUGUUCUCGAUGUCAUCUCUACCCCAUUUCUCGUUGGCUUUGAUGAACUGGUUGAAGUCUCGUUUGUUCCAGAUGGUAAAUCCCUGAAAUGAAGAUUAAGUUGAUCAACUGAUGCACCAUCUAGAUCCUCGAACAACAGAUCUAAUCCUGACAUGCAGCUGAUUGUGUUUGGUAGGAUUAAGCUGUACCUGUUGCAGCAGAUUCUCCUUCUCCUCCAGUUCCUCCUCUGUGAGAGCCUCUGCCUCAUCAAUCUUAGCCUGUUCUUCUUUUUGGACCUGGGCUGAAUUUGGCAUGUCUGGGUUACGGGGCACCUGUGCACACACAUUCAGGGGUUGACUACAGGGCAUUUUCAAAGCUCUUAAGUUGACAAACACCAAUUGCGCCUCAUCUGAAAACAAACAAACAACAAAAAAACUUUGUACCUUGUAGCCUAUGGUCUUUCUGUAGAAGAGAAUUUCUUUUUCCAGGAGCUCAAACAGACGAGGAGGGAAGAACUGGAAGUCCUGAACGUUUGGCUGCUUUGGAGGACGAGGAGCCUGGGAGAUGGAGUCAAACAAGCGUAAGUUACACCGCCUGUCAACUUGUCAUCUGUCAAUAGAAGUUAAGAGUGAUCCAUCCAUACCUUGGGUGCUUUGGGCUCACUGACUCGCAGGGCUUCUCUGAAGUAGGCGUCCACAGCGUAAUUCGCUUUCCUUUCUCUCUUAGGUGGCUCGAUCCAGUUUGUUAUGACCUGAGUGAAGAGACACGAUGACAGCAUAAGACUUAGCUGUUCAUGUUGUUGGAGUAUGGUACUUAAAAAGGUCAGUGAUGAUGUUUCUGGUUACCUUCUUCUUCUCUCUGUAAUCCUCUCCUUCAAAUGUGUACACGCUGCUGUUCUCUGUAUCCAUGGUGAAGUUUCUCAGAGAGCUCUCACCCAGUGAAGACAGCUUCUCCUUCAUCUCCAUAGUCUGGUGCAUGAAAGGAGAGGACCGUUAAUAAUACAAAUUAAAAACUAACGUAAAAACCACAGACUUCCUGUAAUCCUGUGCAUCCAAACACACCUUUCUUUCCCCUCUCUCCAGGAUUGCAUCGAUGUCAUCAUCUGUGAUCUCGCUCUCUUUCGAAGCAAACACGUGUGUGGCGCCGUGGCGGAUGAUGGACAGCAUCUCGUCCUUGCCCAGCUUGUUUGCACUUGGGUCCACGAGUCUUCCUGUUGAAAAGAAGAAAGAAAAAACAACUCGUUCAAAACUUCAAUCUUUAGUUGAUACUUUCUGUACUGUGACAUGUCACAUUUCUACAAGCCAUCAGAAACGAUGAGACACCUUGCUGGAUGACAAUGGAGUCCAGGCGCAGUUUCAUCUCGGCCCUCUCCACGAUCCUCUCCUCCACUGUGUUUUCAGUGAUGAAGCGAAAUACUCGCACCUGCUUCUGCUGACCAAUCCUGUGAGCUCGGUCCUGGAACAAGAUAAAACUUGUCAAUCUCAAUUCCAGUCUGCUUCAUUUUGGUGUGGACUCUGUAACUGCUUGGGUACUAACCAUGGCCUGAAGAUCCACUUGAGGGUUCCAGUCGGAGUCGUACAGGAUGACCACAUCAGCUGUUGCCAGGUUGAUACCCAGACCUCCGGCUCUGGUGCUCAACAUGAAGAUGAACUUGGAGCUGUUGGGCUCGUUGUAUGCGUUGAUAGAGAUCUGAUGACAAACAACAAUAUCAGAAUUUGUGAUUCCAGUUCUUGGAGUAUUGAACAAAAGAUGAGACGUCUUCUCAUCCAAACACCCCACCUGUCUCUCCUCAUGUGGCGUCUGGCCAUCCAAACGGCAGUAACCAUAGUUCCUCCACAUGCAGUAGUCCUCCAAGAUGUCCAGCACCCUGGUCAUCUGACUGAAGAUGAGCACACGAGAACCUGGACACAAGGAAAGACGGCUUUGAAAUAAACAAAAGGAGUGCAGAGCUGAGGUUUUUAAUCUCUUGCUUUGUUGUUAAAGAAUCCUAAGCAUGAGGGGGCUUUACAUACCCUGCUCCUUCAUCUUGGGUAGCAGCUUGUCCAGCACCACCAUCUUGCCACUGUUCACCACCAGGUGGAGGUCGGUGGUGUAAGGGGGACCGGGCUCAGCUCCGUCAAACAGAUAUGGGUGGUUGCAGCAUUUCCUCAGCUGCAUGAGAACGUUGAGCAGACGCAUCUUGUCCAUCUUACCCGCUGAGUUCAGGAUGUCGAUGUCCUUCAUCAGAAUCUUUGUGUACCUGUGACAUGAGUUAGUAUUACACACCAGUCAUAAAAGUGUGUUGAAUAAAGGAGGAAAGGACCGAUAAGAUUAACCAAGGAUACUUACCACUCUCGCUGCAUCUUACUUAAGCCCACAUACAUCUUGAUCUCUUUUUUGGGGAGCAGGGUUUUUUCAACAUCUGCUUUAAUACGUCGAAGCAAGAAGGGACGCAGGACCUACGUGGAAAACAGCAAAUUAAAAUGAGUGUUUUAACUCACAUUAAGCACCUUCACAUUUACACACUUCAGCAGGGAGAUAAGAAGAGUGAGCAAUACUCACAGUGUGAAGACGUUCGACCAACUUCUGAUCACCCAGGCAGUUGUUUGUGUCAAACCAGGAGUCAAAGUCCUGUGAGGGACAGCAUCAUCAGUCAUACUACAAUCAUUAGAGCUUGAACAAGGGCUUGGCAGGUGGGCACUCUUGUGAAAUUCUCCAUGUACCUUCUGUAUUUCUUACCUCUGAUGAGUUAAAGACAUCAGGCAGCAGGAAGUUCAGCAGAGCCCACAACUCGUGCAGGUUGUUUUGCAGCGGCGUUCCAGUCAGCAGCAAGCGAUUGGUGGUCUUGAAUUCGCGCACAAUUUCUGACAGCUACAGAAAAACAUGAAAGGUGUUCAGUGUUUUGUAGAGAAAACGUCUGAGGAAGUGGUUCUUCCAAGUGUAUACAACGACUUUUCCAUCCCAUUAGCUGUCGAACCUUUGAUUUUUCAUUCUUGAUCCUGUGGGCUUCAUCAAUGACCAGGUAUCUCCAGUUAAACUUCUUGAACACGGCUUUUUCAAUGAUGAGCAUUUCAUAGGAUGUAACACAAACAUCCCACUCCCCGGGCAGCAGCACAUCUCUGAUCAGGGCAGUCUGGAAAGACACGAAAACAAAAUAAUCAGCAAACCAGUCAGCAGACAUUGAUGUUCCUCAGCCACCAGGUAAAAAGGUAAGAACAAGACUAAAAAAAGUCAAACAAAAGCAAAAAAAUUUUAACAUGGCUGAAUGCAGGAUCACUGAGUCUGUGGGUACAUGAUGUAAGAUGAGUUUGCUAUGGUGGUGAAGUGGCAGACUCAGUACUAACAGCCUUCGGUCCCCCCUGCAGGUCAACAACUGCAUGCCAGUAAUAAGACACGACCUACAUACUUAGGUUCUUAAGCACUGCAAGUGAACCUGACAUUGUGCACAAGAGUUCUGGACUUGUGUAUUAUAAAAUAAAGGGGCUUUAAUGCAAAGAUGUGUCGCUAAUUGGUCCAAAAAGCAAGUAGGAGGCAUGAAAUUAAUAUCAUGGCGACUGUUUCCAGCUACAGUUUGUUUCAGAUCACAACAAUCUGGCUCAGCCUACCCUCUGAUCUCUGUCUCCUAUCAGGCAGACCGCUCGCAGUGAAGGCACCCAUCUCUUGAACUCAUUCAUCCAGUUGUAGAGGGUGGACUUGGGCACCAGGACCAUGUGUGGACCAGGGAUGUUUCUGUAGUGCUUCAUGUAUCCUAGCAAGGCAAUGGUUUGUAGAGUCUUCCCCAGACCCUGAGCAACAGCAGAGAAAAUGUUAAACGGAGCAGCAGAGUAAGAACUGUGAGGUGAAAUUAGGAUACAGGUGUAGAUGAAACAUUUUUGACGGUGACAACACCAACCAUCUCAUCGGCGAGGAUGCCGUUGAUGCCGUUCUCGUACAAAGAGAUGAGCCAGUUCAGACCGCGAACCUGAUAGUCCCUCAUUUUUCCUGUUUUGACAUCUACAAGAUAGACAAGAAAAAAACAGUCACAACUUCAGCUCAUCGUGUUCAGUCAAACAUUCAAUAAAAAAAGGUCACUGCUUACAGGAGGGGGAUUCAUCAAAGCGAGUGCAGAUAUUAGUUGUCUUGGUGCUCUCAUUCAGAAGUUCUUCAUCCUCCUCUUGCUCUGUGCGUCGAUGGCGGUUGCUGUUAAACGAAUAAAAAAAGUGUCAAAAUAAAAGAGCAAGUGAACAAACUAAAAUGAAAAUUCUCCGUACUGUUGAUUUGUACAUACUCUCCAGCAGACAACAGGUUCUGCUUUUCAUCUUUCUUGAUGCGAGGACGCCCUGGCUUCAUCUUCAGGGGUGAGGUUGGAGUCUUCUGUGCGGCUGGUUGGAUAAAGUGAGCAAACAAUUCUGUUUGCUUCAACAGGUACUCAAAUCUGUUGGUCCGGUCUGUUUGCUGCAAACACAGGAUGAUCUUUUUUAUUACAUUCCCAUCCAAGAAAAGAAAAGUGCAUCACGUAACACAAGCAGAAGAAAGGAGUACACUUACCACUUUCUCCUCAUAACCAUGAGUGGAAUCUUUAGUUUUGGAUGAGGAGGAGGAGGAUGCAUCCUGCCCAUCAGGCCCCGCAUCUGAGGAGGACUCUUUCCCCGCAUCAGAAGAAUCAGACUUGAAGACCUGAAGAGCAAAAAAAAACAAAAAAACAAGAGAAAACAGUUGUGUCUUAGCGGCUAUCCUCUGGUUCUUGUAACAUCAGCAGACACGUUCAGACAAGAAAAACUAGUUAAAGGGAUAUUCCAUAGCAAUACACAGCGGUCUGAGGAGCCAUAAACAAAUCUCAACCAAAAAGCCACUCAAUAGCCACAAAUAAUGCUCAGAACAGCACCUAACUUCAUCAACAGUACAUAUAGGGUCACACAGCCACAGCACUAGCCACCAAAGUUCUUUUCAGCUUUGCCUAAUUUCUUUAGCAAAGAGACUAAACACAACUCACCUACUCUCUUCCAGCAGCCGCUUGUUUGUAGGGAGACCUCGGGCCAGUUUAUUACGGACUGCUGCGUCUCAGUCUGAUUACAUAUCCAUGAAGAAAUGAUCAUAAAUGUUUUUCCUUGAACUGCGUCACUCUACAGCAGUCCGUGAUAGACUGGGCUGAGGUCUCGCUACAAUCCCUUCAUACAGAUUUGUAACAUUAUGCUUGCCGUCUCAGUCGAAAGUUAUUUACAUUCAUUAACUCUUAAAUAACUGGGUCAAAGAUUGAGAAGCCGAUUUGGUGUGAUUCUAGAGCAGGACCUGGUAUUAUGAGCUCUAAACAGAAAGAAAAAGCUGUGAAAUUGCCCUUUUACUCAUCUCUAAAACUCAAAGGACACAUGUUUUGAAGAUUUAAAAUGGCAUUUUAAGAAGUCCAUAGACUCCUUAAGAUGAUACAUUCAAAAUCUGCCAGGUCUGGGUAUUUGUUUAUUAUGGAUAGUUCUAAACUUAGUCAGGACUAAUCUUCCUGGGGUCCAGACACUGAUACACAACAGUCAAUACAAAGUACAAUGAAUUACAGACAAUAAUUUCUUCAAUAAUAAUGGCCUCUUUAAUUUUCUUUCUAAAUAUCCAUUUUCUUUCAGUAUUAAUCGCAUGUGGUGGAAGCUGAUUCCAAUAUUUCACUGCUCUGUACAGCAAAGUUCUCUUUAGAGCCUCUGUUCUUGGCAGAGGCAGGGUGAAAUGAGCAUUGAAGGCAUGCCUGGUUACAUAGCCGUGCCUAGUAAGUAGCCUGGUAGCACACAACGCAGCAGCAGCAGCCAGCAUCAUCUUCCCUCUUCAGUUAGAGGCGCUCUGACUGUCCCACUGAAAACAAAGACGCAGAUGGGACAGCUGAGCGGGCCACUGCUCUUCACAUGCUCCUCCGAGGUUUAUAAAAAGUCCAUUUACGUUUAAAGCGACACCAUCAGCGAAUCCGGCUCGGUUGUCAACAAAAAACACACCUGGACUUCAAAUAUAACUGCGGAUGGCUGACCAGUGUGGCUAAGCUCGGAGUCACAGCGCUUAUGAAACAAACUGGCCUUGUUGCUGUUAGCUUCUUCUUCAGUCCUGCUGCUGCUGUUGUUGUGAGUUAGCCACCAGCUAACUAGCUUUCACAUCCUCCGUUAACACUUCCGAAGUGAACGUUUCACACAACAGACGGGGAGAAACUUGUUGUACCGGGAUGGAGGUUACAUUUCUAGUCAUUAAAGGUUCUGUUUAAGGUGUGAGCGGUACCAGGAACAGAAAAUAUAUUAAGACCAUCUUACCUCCGUUCCUCCGGCUUCUUCAAGUUCAGUUGGCUCUUCCCGCGGCUCCACGCAGUUCUCACUUUCGGACAUUAUUAACGAUUUUCCCCCCUCAGUUCGGAUAUGUUCCCGUUAUUUGACGCCUGGUGUGAUCUCCCGUGGAGGCCGGUGUAAAUAAUCUGGACUUUCUGGCGGUAAACGAAACUAUCCCGACGUUUCUAAUGAAAGACGAACCGGCUGGUCAGAGGCAGCAGCACGCUCGCGCUAGC